AUGAUGGGCUGCUGCAGUUGCUUUGGUUUCAUUAGAAAGCCCAAACGGAAAACAAGGCCCAAUUAUGGCUUUAAUAAUCACCUUUCCCAGGAGCUGUUGUUGGAUGAAGAUAUAGAAGAUGAGGAUGAUGGUUCAUAUAAUGGUGAGGUUACAAGAACUACUCAUGCUGAUGAAAGUGAGCCACAAAUCUGCGGCAAUCGUUCUGAAGAGAUUUUACACUUCAGGGAACAGAGUGGAAUGAUUUGUAGGCAGGUCCCUGUGAAGGAAACCCACAAAUGCAUUCGCACAGAGGAUGAAAAUGGGAAUAAGAUGGUCAAUGAGUAUGUUCGUGAGUGUAAAAUUGGUGCAGGCAGCUAUGGAAAAGUGGUUCUGUAUCGAAGCCUUGUAGAUGGACAGCAUUAUGCAAUUAAGGCCUUUCAUAAGUCUCAUUUAUUAAAGCUCCGAGUUGCACCUUCAGAGACAGCUAUGACAGAUGUUCUUCGUGAGGUUCAUAUUAUGAAAAUGUUGCACCAUCCUAACAUAGUUAAUCUCAUUGAGGUGAUUGACGACCCAGACAUAGAUCACUUCUACAUGGUUCUUGAAUAUGUUGAAGGCAAAUGGGUCUGUGAGGGUUCUGGUCCACCGGGCGGCAUAGGAGAAUGUACUGCAAGAAAGUACUUGCGGGAUAUAGUUUCUGGGCUGAUGUACCUCCAUGCUCAUAACAUAGUGCACGGCGAUAUCAAACCUGAUAAUCUGUUGGUUAGUCGUAAUGGUACAGUGAAGAUAGGGGAUUUUAGUGUCAGCCAGGUUUUUGAGGAUGAAAAUGACGAGCUGCGCCGAUCCCCAGGGACUCCUGUUUUCACUGCACCUGAAUGUUGUUUAGGGCUAACCUAUCGUGGUAGAGCUGCUGACACAUGGGCAGUAGGGGUUACUUUGUACUGUCUGGUAUUGGGACAAUACCCGUUCCUUGGAGACACACUGCAGGAUACAUAUGAUAAGAUUGUUAAUAACCCUUUAGUACUUCCAGAUGAUAUGACCCCACAGUUGAAAAAUUUACUAGAAGGGCUUCUUUGUAAAGACCCAAACAUGAGGUUGACAUUAGAGGCUGUUGCUGAGCAUACUUGGGUUAUUGGAGAUGAUGGGUCGAUACCUCAGUAUUCAUGUUGGUGCAAGCGCAAGAGUUUGCGGGAAGAAUAUAAUGGGACGAAAGAUGAUAGUAGCAUAACCCAUAGUGACUAG
Molecule: messenger RNA, 1218 nt
Organism: Prunus armeniaca (apricot)
Lineage: Eukaryota; Viridiplantae; Streptophyta; Magnoliopsida; Rosales; Rosaceae
Source: the annotation of a GenBank genome assembly